Molecule: messenger RNA, 1650 nt
Organism: Aspergillus niger
Lineage: Eukaryota; Fungi; Ascomycota; Eurotiomycetes; Eurotiales; Aspergillaceae
Exons: 4
Coding region: 1-1650 (549 amino acids)
Biological process (GO): mRNA cis splicing, via spliceosome
Cellular component (GO): precatalytic spliceosome
Molecular function (GO): RNA binding
Source: RefSeq, a predicted model, not a curated record
AUGGCUUCUGAUUCCACCCCCGCAAAGCCAGGGGGCACCUUGUCACUCUACGCCAAUCUGCUAGAUCCCUCUGCCGAUAACUCUCCCGGAACGAUCGCUCGCGCCCCGGUCGUCUUCAAGCAGAGUAGUACUACCGAGAAUAAUGACUCUCAGUCCGAUGAAUCCGCUGCCAAAAAGCAGCAGCUCAGUGCUGCUUCUCUCAGAUUUCAGCCUACCAAGAGGCCCCAGCUAGCAGCUCAGAAACCGAAACCGAAGCCGACGUUACCAAAGGCUGCUGCUGCACCAGCGGCUCCGGCAGCAGCCCCUGUCAAGACUACUCUCGCAGAUUGGGCAGCCACCGAGGAUGACGAUGUCAAUGGAUUCUAUGCCGGUCCGAAGAGGCAACGAGGUGGGCGCAAGAAGCGCAAGAAGAAUCGCGAGGCGCAGGAGUUCAUACAAAACUGGGACGACAUCUAUGACCCGUCGCGACCGAACAACUACGAAGAGUACAAGCACAGUGACGAACAAAUAGCUGAGGUGAGGGAGUGGAAAGACCGUCUUUACGCACACCGCAUGGCCAGAUCGCCCAGCAGGGACUCGCAAAGUGACGAUGAUUAUGCACGACCCAUGAACCGUAAGCUAUAUAUUCUCAAGAGCGAGAUGUCUAUUUGCUCAAAAAACGUUCUAGGUAAAUUUGCUCCUCCGAGCAGCUUCGCACCGCCUCCCAAUCUCAACGAUAUGCCGCCCAGGCCACCCAUCGAAUCACCUCCAGAACGAACAAGCGAAACCCCAGGCGAUAUUUCAAUGUCGGAUGCUCCUCCGCCGCCACCCCCGACCGAUGAGCCGCCCGCACAAGUUCCGGAUGACCCUACAGGCGAAGAUGCUUACUUACGGCGCCUCCAAAUGUCGAUGGGCAACCAGCCUACAGCAGCUCCUGCUGCGCCACCACCACCACCCAGGCCCCUAGAAUCCCUACAACCAGCUUCCGCAACUAUAUCCCGCGCACCGGUUCGCUACACGCUACCUCCUCCACCCGAGGACAUACCUGCGUCAGAGGCGGAACUUGAAGAAGUCUUCGCAAAGGAACAGCCAGUGGAAGAUGAACCGGAAGAUGAGGGCCAGCGCUCGCUGCGGCCAGGACAGAAAGGGUUUGCUGAGCGACUCAUGGCCAAGUAUGGCUGGACCAAGGGCUCUGGCCUGGGUGCCACGGGCUCCGGCAUUGUCAAGCCACUGCAAGUCAAAGUUGAGAAACAGAAGAAACGACCCGACUCUGAAGGUGGAGGCUUUGCGACGCCCGCUGGUCGGGGCAAGAUCAUUGGUGGCGCAAGAAAGAAUGAAGAGGAGGGGAAGUUUGGUCCAAUGAGUGAAGUCAUUAUAUUGAAGGGUAUGCUUGAUGGAAUGGACUUGGAUGCUGAGUUGGCUGGGGACGGCGAGGGCGGUGGUCUCAUGCAAGAAAUUGGCGAAGAGUGUUCUGAGAAGUACGGUCGUGUUGAACGUGUCUUCAUACCCCGCGACUCGGCACCUCCAGUGCCAGUUUUUGUCAAGUUUACCAAUCAGCUCUCGGCUCUACGUGCUGUCAACGCUCUUGAGGGUCGGAUCUUCAGUGGAAAUGCUAUCACUGCCCGGUUCUACGAUGUACAUACUUUCGAACAGGGGAUAUACGAUAGCUAA